UUAUAAAAAAUGCACCUACCUUUAUCUUUUCCUUUCUAAAAUAGGAAUUUUCCGCGAAUGAGUGUCGGCUCUUGGGUUCUCUGCAGAAAAUAAAACACAAAAAAAAAAAAAAAAAAAAAAAACAACUACGCAUUAUAAAAGCACUUUUUCAAUGAAAAAUCAGCUCUUUCUCUCUGCAAGGAGAAGAAACCUGUAGUACUACUCACCAUUGUUUCGAGUAAAGCUUGUUGUUUUAGCGCUAAAAAUCAAUGCACUGAACUGGGUCUGUCUCACUUUCCCUUGUAAUAACUUCCAUCUGGAGAUUUGUCUCCCGCAGGAUGGUGGAUUCAAGAUUAGGCCAAUGGUUGAUUCUUCUAGCCUGUGUUUUAUUGUUGACAAACACAGAAGGCCUUUUUGUAGAAAUUACUUAUGUUAAAAAUGCGGUAGCAAAAGGAGCUGUUUGUUUGGAUGGAAGCCCCCCAGCCUAUCAUUUAGAUAAGGGGUUUGGUACGGGCAUUAAUAGUUGGCUGGUUCACUUUGAGGGAGGAGGAUGGUGCAACAAUAUAACAACGUGCCUUUCCCGUAAGAAUACUCGUUUAGGUUCCUCCAAGCAAAUGGGACCUCAGAUUGCUUUCUCUGGGAUUAUGAGCAACAGGCGACGAUAUAAUCCUGAUUUCUACAAUUGGAAUAGAGUUAAGAUCAGAUACUGUGAUGGGUCAUCUUUUACCGGCGAUGUGCAAGCGGUCAAUCCUGCUACUAAUCUUCACUUCAGAGGAGCAAGGAUUUGGCUUGCCGUUAUUGAGGAGCUAUUAGCUAAAGGAAUGAAAAAUGCUGAAAAUGCUCUUCUUUCUGGCUGUUCAGCUGGUGGACUGGCUUCCAUUUUGCAUUGCGAUGGCUUCCGAGCUCUCCUUCCUAUGGGUACUAACGUAAAAUGCCUUUCAGAUGCUGGUUAUUUUAUCAAUGCGAGGGAUGUUUCUGGAGCGGCGCACAUACAAACCUACUUCAAUGAAGUGGUUUCGUUGCAUGGAUCCGCAAAAAAUUUGCCUCUGUCCUGUACUUCAAGAUUGAAACCUGCAUUGUGUUUCUUCCCGCAAUAUCUGGUGCAGCAAAUACGAACACCGCUUUUUAUUCUAAAUGCAGCAUAUGAUUCAUGGCAGAUAAAGAACAUUUUGGCACCGGGUGUUGCUGAUCCCCGUGGCUCCUGGAACAGCUGCAAGCUUGACAUAAACAACUGCUCCCCUAUUCAAUUGAAAACUAUGCAAGAUUUUCGGAUGCGGUUCUUGAGUGCAUUGUAUAGAUCAGCCAACUCUUCUUCUAAAGGACUGUACAUAGACUCUUGCUAUGCCCACUGCCAAACUGAAACGCAGGAGACAUGGUUCAUGGCCGACUCUCCAGUACUCAGUAAAACUAAAAUUGCAAAGGCAGUUGGAGAUUGGUUUUAUGACAGGAUUCCAUUCCAGAAGAUAGAUUGUCCUUACCCUUGCAAUCCGACCUGCUCCAAUAAUGGUUUAAAUCCUCGAGAUAACCCAGAAAAGGGACCGCAGAAUCAGAGUGCAAGAAAAGAAGAAAUAGUUUUGAUGAGGCUGUUUCUCUGUUGGUUUCUGGCAAUGCAAACAGGACUGAUUUGGAGAUAAAAUCACUUUCAGGAAUUCAAAACUAGAGAAUGAAGGUGAUGAUACAGAUUGAAAAGGAUGCAGCAUUGUACAUUAGUGAUUGCCAGCAUCUUUACACUGUCACACAUAUUAGCUUUAGUUUUCUGCAGGUGUACAUGAACUGAACUGUUAACAGGAAAGUUGAGAAGUAUAGAAAUGUAUUGUAUACAUAACUUUGACCUUACAAAUCAUCUGUAACAAAAACUGUAUCUGCAAUAACCUCAUUUACUGACUA
This is a messenger RNA of Ricinus communis (castor bean), 1866 nucleotides long. Its product is annotated as pectin acetylesterase 8. Gene Ontology annotation, biological process: cell wall organization. Gene Ontology annotation, molecular function: pectin acetylesterase activity. Bases 318 to 1613 code for a protein of 431 amino acids. The record is from RefSeq and is a predicted model, not a curated record. Gene Ontology annotation, cellular component: plant-type cell wall. Lineage: Eukaryota; Viridiplantae; Streptophyta; Magnoliopsida; Malpighiales; Euphorbiaceae. The transcript is spliced from 14 exons.